GUCUCCGAGAGCCACCGCCCCGCGACCCGCCCUCCCCGCCGCCAACAAAACCCCGAGCGGCCGCCGGCCACAGCCCCGCUCCCGACACCGGCACCGGCGCGGACAGCGGAGCGACACCGGCCCGGCCGCAGGAUGCCAAACUGGGGAGGAGGAAAGAAGUGUGGGGUCUGCCAGAAGGCCGUGUACUUUGCUGAGGAGGUGCAAUGUGAAGGCAACAGCUUCCACAAGUCCUGCUUCUUGUGCAUGGUCUGUAAGAAGAACUUGGACAGCACCACUGUUGCUGUGCACGGAGAGGAGAUCUACUGCAAGUCCUGCUAUGGGAAGAAGUAUGGCCCCAAGGGCUAUGGAUACGGGAUGGGAGCAGGGACCCUGAGCACUGACAAGGGCGAGUCUCUGGGAAUCAAAUAUGAAGAGGGCCAGCCCCACCGACCCCCCAACCCCAACGCAGCCAGGAUGGCCCAGAAGGUGGGAGGAUCUGAUGGGUGCCCUCGCUGUGGCCAAGCUGUGUAUGCAGCUGAGAAAGUGAUUGGAGCUGGGAAGUCCUGGCACAAGUCCUGCUUCCGCUGUGCCAAAUGCGGCAAAAGCCUGGAGUCCACCACCCUGGCAGACAAAGAUGGGGAGAUCUAUUGUAAAGGUUGUUACGCCAAGAACUUCGGUCCCAAGGGCUUUGGCUUUGGGCAGGGCGCCGGGGCACUCGUCCACUCGCAGUGAGGCACCAGGAGCCGGGCUCUGUGCUCGCCCAGGGCUUGUCCAAACCAGUCUGUGCUGCCCGACCCUUCCCACGCCCGCCGUGAGCAUCCUCGCCGUCAUCCAGAGCCACCCGCUGCUUCCCCCUGCCCGCCCUGCCCCAGCACUCCCUGGAGCCAGGGCAGUCCCAGCGCUGCCCCCGCCGGGUCCUGCUGGGGCGGGGGCUGGCUCGGGGGCUGCUCACCCCCACCUCAGCGAGGCCCUCGUGCCCGGAACGUUCUGCUCCGUGUGCCCCAUCCCGGGACGGGUGCUCGUCCUGCCGGGAUGAGCGCUCAGCUGCACUGUGCCGCGUCACCAAGCAAGCAAUAAACAUCCAGAACAUCAAAGCUGA
Messenger RNA from Pseudopipra pipra, 1078 nucleotides. It is a transcript of the gene CSRP1, whose product is annotated as cysteine and glycine rich protein 1. Gene Ontology annotation, biological process: muscle tissue development; sarcomere organization. The coding region runs from base 133 to 711 and encodes 192 amino acids. Gene Ontology annotation, molecular function: structural constituent of muscle; actinin binding. Lineage: Eukaryota; Metazoa; Chordata; Aves; Passeriformes; Pipridae. Gene Ontology annotation, cellular component: cytoplasm; Z disc; nucleus. The transcript has 6 exons. The record is from RefSeq and is a predicted model, not a curated record.